This is a messenger RNA of Paramecium sonneborni, 465 nucleotides long. NCBI's taxonomy places the organism in Eukaryota, Ciliophora, Oligohymenophorea, Peniculida, Parameciidae. The record is from the annotation of a GenBank genome assembly.
UAACAUGUUUAAAUCACUUUUGAUCAUUUCUUUUUUCUUCCUACCAUAAUAUUUUAUUUUAGGAUUUUAUAAAUAAUAUANGCAAUUAAGCAUUAUGGAGUAAUCUAAAAGAAUUCAAUAUAAUUUAAUAUAAGAAAAUUGUAAAUUAUGUUCAAGAAAAAUAUGUUAUAUUAUAAAAUUUAAUUAGAUAUUAAAUAUUUAAUAAGAAAAAAAUUGUUUAGAAUAGAAUCUUGGAAAUUAUUCAUUUGAAUAUUAUUGUACGGAUAAAACUUAUUAGAAUAAAUUUUAUUUUUGUUUUAUAUAAACCACAUAUUUAAUUUAGAUAAAUUUGGAAAGAAGAAAUAGUGAAUUUCGAAAUAUUAAAAAAAAGAAUUUGAAAGAGAUGUUUUAAAUUAAUUUGAUUGAUAGUUAUUAAUAAUUAUAUAAUUAAAGGAAUAUAAUGUGAAAAUAAUAAAAAUUGCAAGU